Messenger RNA from Diaporthe citri, 936 nucleotides. RefSeq lists its product as uncharacterized. The coding region runs from base 1 to 936 and encodes 311 amino acids. NCBI's taxonomy places the organism in Eukaryota, Fungi, Ascomycota, Sordariomycetes, Diaporthales, Diaporthaceae. The transcript has a single exon. The record is from RefSeq and is a predicted model, not a curated record.
AUGCCUUGGUCUGUUUUUAGGAAAGCCCUCCGUUUGUUCUACUCGAGGCGGUCCGAACCGGACAGUGUGGUCUACCUCUUGCAGAAACGCCUCAGGGUCAUCGGAGGCUUCGUUUUCCAAUUGCGACGGACCGAUGUCCUGUCAACACGAAACAUAUUCGACAACGCUAUUUGUUCUGACCCCAGGGAUCGUAUAUACGGCAUCAAGUCCCUACUUUUGGAGGACCAACAGAGGUUGUGCGGACAACCGGAUUAUACCAGGCCAACUGUCGACUUAUACUCGGAGUUUACGCGCAACUUUAUCAUGGGGAACCCCAACGGGCUCACAAUCCUGCGCCAUUGCGAACUGUCUCAAAUUCCAAACCGCUGGUCAGGACCGUCUUGGGUGCCUGACUGGUCAACCAGAGCAAGCUUUCACUGGGGCAAAGACACAUUCGCCUCCUCGCAGAUACAGGGGUUCUCCGCGUUCCCAGAGAUCGGGACACUGCGAGUCCUCGGUGUAUCACGAACAGUGGUGACGGAGAUACAGUCAGCACCCAAGUUUUGUUACCGCGACUGGAGCGAAGGCGUUGAGUUCCUGAGACGCGUUACUCCGCCGCAGAGCGCGACGGCGAAAUAUCCGCCUGGGGGAUCUCUAUUGCGCGCUAUUGCCAGGACUGUGCUCUGCGGCGCUAUCUCGGAAUUUGUGCAUGUCCAAGACGGCAACUAUCCCACCUCGCAAAUUGCAGAAGCAGAAGUGAAUAGAUUCGUGUCAGGAGGCGACCUCGUUGAGGACGAUUACAAGAUGGGAAGUGAUGCGCAGAGAUUCUUGAAGAGAAUGGAUUGGGGCUCAGGUGGCAACAAUUUUAUUCUUGGCACAGGUGGAUACGUAGGUGUCGCGCUUCCCUCGACCAUGCUCGCGCUGAGCCUCUCGUUGGAAGUCUUCCUGACCACAUAG